Messenger RNA from Perca flavescens (yellow perch), 659 nucleotides. RefSeq names its product leukocyte cell-derived chemotaxin-2. The record is from RefSeq and is a predicted model, not a curated record. Lineage: Eukaryota; Metazoa; Chordata; Actinopteri; Perciformes; Percidae. The coding region runs from base 101 to 568 and encodes 155 amino acids. The transcript has 4 exons.
CUCCCCUCGGUGAUGAAAGAGGAACAUCAGAGGCUAUAAAGUCUUCCUGAAGCCUCAGAAGAGAGAGAGUUUACAUCUGGACCAACGCUGACAUUUAACGAUGAGACCUGUCACCGUGUUGCUGGCUGUGUGUGCAGCUGUAUUGUGUGUGUGUGACGCCGUAAAGUUCGGUCAGCUCUGCAGUGGAAACUCUGCCAACACCAGGAGGACCUCAGACCCCCACGGACAGGGACACUACGGAGCCAGACGGGGAACCCGGGAACACAAAGGUCUGGACAUCGUGUGCAGAGACGGGUCGACUGUCUACGCUCCGUUUGACGUGACUCUCCACGGAAAAGUCAUCGUCUACACUGAUCCCGCGAAGGCCGCCAUCAACAGCGGCAUCAACCUGAGAGGAGAGGGCUUGUGUUUCAAGUUGUUCUACGUUCAGCCGGACCGAACCUCUGGGUCAGUGAGGAAGGGGGAGCGGCUCGGCGUCAUGCUGCCCAUGCAGACCGUUUACCCAGGAAUCACCUCUCACAUCCACGUCCAGAUGUGCGACAAGAGCAACCCCACAGCGUACUUCUGAUCACCUCACGAGGAAGCCUGUCACUUCUCUUUGUCAACAUGAACUCCUUUUCAAAUGUUGCCGUUAUAAACCAAUAAAGUUUAAAGACUCA